Messenger RNA from Mya arenaria, 948 nucleotides. Its product is annotated as lactadherin-like. The transcript is spliced from 5 exons. NCBI's taxonomy places the organism in Eukaryota, Metazoa, Mollusca, Bivalvia, Myida, Myidae. The record is from RefSeq and is a predicted model, not a curated record. Bases 1 to 948 code for a protein of 315 amino acids.
AUGCCGUUAAUGUUUCGUCUAUGGUUUUUGAUUUUUGAAAUUGCGAUAACAGAGUAUGCUGCUCUUGGUUGGAGUUUUGACAACACUGCCAAAGUCUUUAAUGGACAGGAGGUAUCAUCAUAUACGUCAAGUAUUCCCUCGGUCUCGCUAAUAACAUGUGGAUCAACGUGCUUCUCACGUAAACGAAACGGCAUGUGUAACAUUUGCGGAUAUGAUAAAGUAUCAAAGACGUGUUUCCUCAGUGAUGACAGUGAAGACGAAAUCAUUUUUACUUCUAAUGACAGCAAAGUUGUACUUAAACCAGUUGAAACUGUCUGUGAGAGUUCAGAGUACUUAGUGAACGGAGGAGAUCCGGUGUCUGACGACCAGUUUAGCGCCUCGUCAGUUUUUCAGGAUCUUCCGAAUCAUGGUGCCAGCAAAGCCAGACUACAUUCAUUGCCGUCUUCAACGAGUAUUGGCGCAUGGGCUGUAGGAACAAAAGACGCAAAUCAAUAUAUACAGGUGCAGUUAAAUGGCCUAAGUCAAGUGGUAGGCGUCGCUGUACAAGGUCGACCAUUGAAAGCUAACGGAUGUUGCGACCAGCGUGUAACCUCCUACAAGGUUCUCUACAGCUGGAACUGUCAACAGUUUCUGACGGUCAAUGACACGAAUGGGAUGGAAAUGAUAUUUGCCGGAAAUACGGACCAGGACACUGUUGUUACAUCGAUGUUGCCAAAGCAGGUGCUUGCUCUCUGUGUCAGGAUCAACCCAGUCACGUGGUCGAGUCAUAUCAUCCUCCGCUUUGACAUUCUUGGGUGUCGAGUAUUCGACGGGAACAAGGACCAGGACACUGUUGAGACAUCGAUAUUGCCAAGUCAAGUGACCGCUCUGUGUGCCAGAGUCAACCCGGUCGCGUAUGUGGAUCAUAUCAGCCUGCGAUUCGACAUUCUUGGAUGCCCAUUGAAUUAA